This is a messenger RNA of Toxotes jaculatrix (banded archerfish), 674 nucleotides long. It is a transcript of the gene gmfg, whose product is annotated as glia maturation factor, gamma. The record is from RefSeq and is a predicted model, not a curated record. Gene Ontology annotation, molecular function: actin binding; Arp2/3 complex binding. The transcript has 7 exons. Gene Ontology annotation, biological process: negative regulation of Arp2/3 complex-mediated actin nucleation; actin filament debranching. Lineage: Eukaryota; Metazoa; Chordata; Actinopteri; Toxotidae. The coding region runs from base 128 to 556 and encodes 142 amino acids. Gene Ontology annotation, cellular component: actin cortical patch.
UCCUCCCCUCUUAAGGAGGUUCUCAUGACAGUCUUGAGAGUAGCUGCCAGUCUGUCACAGACUAAGUGGAGUUUCAGCAAGGCGGUGUGAUCCCGAAGACAGGAAGGCAGAACAGAAUCCUUUGAGAAUGUCAAGCUCUCUGGUUGUGUGUGAAGUGGAUGAAAGUCUGAAAGCUAAACUGAAAAAGUUUAGAUUUCGAAAAGAGACCAACAAUGCUGCCAUACUGAUGAAAAUAGACAUGGAGAAACAACUUGUUAUUCUUGAGGAGGAAUAUGAGAACAUCUCACUGGAUGAGCUGAGAGACGAACUUCCAGAGCGGCAGCCCAGAUUCAUUGUCUACAGCUACAAGUAUGUCCAUGAUGAUGGUAGAGUGUCUUACCCUCUGUGUUUCAUAUUCUCCAGCCCAAUGGGAUGUAAGCCAGAGCAACAGAUGAUGUAUGCAGGCAGCAAGAAUCAACUGGUCCAAGCUGCAGAGCUCACAAAGGUCUUUGAAACAAGAAACGCUGAUGACUUGACAGAGGAAUGGCUGAAGAACCAACUGGCAUUUUUUCGCUGAACAUGCAACUCCCUUACCUCCUGUACUUUCAGUCUUUUUCUUUGUGAAAUGCAUCCCUCCAUUUUAAUUUCAACUGUUUUGUAUGCUAUUGCUAUUAAAUGAUCUAUGAUAUACGCAA